GGCAGAUCGCCUGUUAGCAUUUUCUCAUUGGCUGCAGUAGCCGAUUUCAGCGUAGGGCAUAUGGCAGCGGUCUCAGCCAGUCAGACAGUUGCCAAUCACCCCUCAAGAAGCCCUCCGAUGUCUGAGCUACCCCGUCCGGCGAUGCGCAGAAAGAGCUCUGCACAGAAUCUCUUGACGUCCUUCAAGACGCCUGCUGGUCCAUCGAGCUCCGGGGGUAGCAUGUCUGCUGCUACUGGUGCUGCCUUUGCUGCUGCUGCUGCUGCACAGACACAAUCGCCCAACAUUCCACCCGGCAGGGAGUGGGACGGCCAGUCCGUGCACUCAGACACACUUUCAUCGACAGCGGCCCUCGUCGGCAAUGGCACGCCCGUCAUCGCCCAGGGCACUUCCGUCGAGUAUCUACGUGACUUGGUGCAGAAGAGAAUCAUUACACUGACAUACAUGCGCACUGUCCACGAAGGGCGCAGUGAUUGGUUUCACACGAUUAUGAUGUCUCGCACCGAACUCGACAAGGUGUUUAACAACAUAACGAUGAAGAAACGGACGCACCGCUUCGCUACUCUUGCUAUGUCACUGUCCAAUCUCCUCGACAUCCCUCAAGCACAAGAUUAUUUACGCGGAUUGCUGAACACCAUGAACGAGUACGAUCAGGCUAAGGAGGAACCUGACAAACCAAAAAUCCGACUAUUCCGCCCAAAAGCGGCUUUUGCUGAAUACAAUGUUCCGUUUUCUGACGGGACGGAAGCUUCAUAUCUUGUCUCGCCACAUAUACCCUUUCCUCUCGAUUAUCACCAGACAUUGCUAUCCCUUUUAGAUGUUAUCUCGGAAGUGUACAAUAAAAUAUCUCGCAUUCUUGGUCCUUCACCAUUUUCCAACUCAGGGCAGCAUAUGAUGGGUCCGCUUGGACUUCUGGCUCCUCACCCGGGUGUAUCUUACUUGUUUUCUGGUCAAGACUCUUUACAACGACCUACGGAUGACGGUGAUGGGAGUCUGUGGGGAAUAGCGAAUGCUCACAUUACCAGCCACGGGUACGGAGGCGCUAUGGGCAGUCCACCCCCAAGUUGGACUCCAGCCCUCGGAGAUACGCUCCUGAAGGUGGAUGCCAAGUUUAAGAAGAUCACAUCUACGCUCCUAAAAGAGCUAGACGCAGUUGCACGAAACGGAAUCAAGGACGAAUUGGCGUCCCUCGAUCCCUUACUUCGGAACGUCACCAGCCCGGUGGAUGUGCGGGAACAGUAUGACUUUGAGGGACAUUUGUGACUUCAGCUUCAUCUUACGGACAUUUGGAUUGUGUAUUAUGCUCUGUACUACUAAUACUACUAUGCUGUAUGCUCUCAAGUACUGCUUAUAACGCGACCUGUCACGCAGGCAGGUCACGCUGUC
Messenger RNA from Pisolithus orientalis, 1383 nucleotides. RefSeq lists its product as uncharacterized. The record is from RefSeq and is a predicted model, not a curated record. NCBI's taxonomy places the organism in Eukaryota, Fungi, Basidiomycota, Agaricomycetes, Boletales, Pisolithaceae. Bases 61 to 1260 code for a protein of 399 amino acids. The transcript has 7 exons.